AUGGCAGAUACAGAUACAGCUACCCACGACCCCACGGCCACAACACACUCCCCCAAGCCUGAGAACAAGCCUGAAGACAGACCCCAUCCUCCUCCCACUACCACUACCGCUACCACCACCACCACCCAAGACCCAGAACCAGACCCAGCAUCGACAACACCGAAAGCAGAGCCUCCAUCUCCAUCUCCGCCGCCACCACCACCACUACUACCACCGACGCCACAAACCACCACCCCCACCCCCCGCCUCGCCCGCCUCCCGCGCCCCAAGGUCACAGCCAAGAUCCGGACUACCACACGGCGGGACGACAUGAGCGCGCAAGAAGCGCAGCGGCGGCAGCUCAACAACGAGCGCAACCGGCGGACGCGGCAGCGCAAGAUUGAGCGCGAGAUUGCCAGUGGCGUGCGGCAUAAGGACGGCAGGGUUAGGAGGAGGAAGACUGUAGGGCUGCUUUUCGGGGAGCUUUGGGAUUGGGCUGGUUGGAUUCCAACCAAUUGA
Messenger RNA from Morchella sextelata, 498 nucleotides. RefSeq lists its product as uncharacterized. The coding region runs from base 1 to 498 and encodes 165 amino acids. Lineage: Eukaryota; Fungi; Ascomycota; Pezizomycetes; Pezizales; Morchellaceae. The transcript has 6 exons. The record is from RefSeq and is a predicted model, not a curated record.